Epinephelus moara (kelp grouper) is the source of this 4094-nucleotide messenger RNA. It is a transcript of the gene p2rx5, whose product is annotated as purinergic receptor P2X, ligand-gated ion channel, 5. Gene Ontology annotation, molecular function: purinergic nucleotide receptor activity; extracellularly ATP-gated monoatomic cation channel activity. The coding region runs from base 66 to 1457 and encodes 463 amino acids. Gene Ontology annotation, biological process: response to ATP; monoatomic cation transmembrane transport. The record is from RefSeq and is a predicted model, not a curated record. Lineage: Eukaryota; Metazoa; Chordata; Actinopteri; Perciformes; Serranidae. Gene Ontology annotation, cellular component: nuclear inner membrane; plasma membrane. The transcript is spliced from 12 exons.
CAGUUGUACAUAUCAGCUGGGAGCCUGCGAGCUGCUGUCUCACUCGAGUCCACCGUGCGGGAGGAAUGGCAGGCUGGGGAGGUUUCUUCGUGUCUCUCCUCAACUACAAGACAGAGAAAUAUGUCAUCGCCGAGAACAGGAAAAUCGGGAUAUUAUUCAGACUCUAUCAGCUGGCCGUGCUGGGAUACAUAAUUGGGUGGGUGUUUGUGGUGAAGAAAGGUUACCAGGAGAGAGAGGAGGCCAUCCAGACCUCCGUCAUCACCAAGCUUAAAGGUGUUACACUGACCAACAGCUCAGAGACGGGGCUUCACCUGUGGAGUGCUGAGGAUUAUGUCAUACCCCCGAAUGGUGAACAGGUGUUCUUCAUAGUAACAAAUUACAUAGAGACCCCCAACCAGAGGCUGGGGUUCUGUGCUGAGAGUAACAAGGUGCCAGAUGGACAAUGUCAAAGUGAUGAUGACUGUCCGGAGGGGGAAUCUGUAAUAGCGGGCCAUGGAAUAAAGACUGGCGUGUGUUUAAACAGCACAGGGACCUGUGAGAUUCACGCCUGGUGUCCUGUCGAACACAGCAAGAGACCCACAGAGCCCUUACUGAGCGAAGCGGAAAACUUCACCAUCUACAUCAAGAAUUUCAUCAGGUUUCCAAAGUUUGAAUUCUCCAAGUCCAAUGUCCUUGAAACCUCUGACGAGAGCUACCUGAAAAAGUGCACCUACGACAAAGAGGAAAACCUGUACUGCCCCAUCUUCCGCCUCGGAGAUGUGGUCAGCUGGACCAGAAAUGACUUCCAGGAGAUGGCUGCGAAGGGGGGGUCUGUUGGUAUUCUCAUUGAGUGGAACUGUGACCUGGAUAAGGACUCGUCACAGUGUAAUCCCGAGUACAGCUUCACCCGUUUGGACAUGAACUUGAACAACUCGGUCACUUCCGGAUACAACUUCAGAUACGCCAGGUAUUUCAAGGAUGAAAAAGGGGGAACCUUUCGCACUUUGUACAAAGUGUAUGGGAUUCGCUUUGAUAUAAUGAUCAAUGGCCAGGCUGGGAAAUUCAAUAUUGUUCCAACAAUAAUUGCCAUCGGUUCGGGUGUUGCCCUGCUGGGUGUAGGAGCCUUUGCAUGUGACAUGAUACUGCUGUACAUGAUGAACACGAGCUCCUUCUACCGAGAGAGGAAGUUUGAAAUCAUCAACUUCAAGAAAGAACGGACCAAAUCCAAGGAUGGUAAAACGGGACACAGAGAGAGGCGAACCAGGAAACCAGCUGCAGAGAAAGACGCUGCCAACUCCACUAAAAAGCCAGAGGAAACUGAACCUACUAUGGAAUCUUCUCCCACCGCAGAGGGCCAGCCGACUGUGGACAAACGGGGUCCCACUAUUCCACGCAACACAGGACAGCGAUACUCAGCCCUCAUCUCUCCUCAACCUGCAGAGCCGAGGCAUCACAUCACCUUCUCUUCACACAAUUAGCAGGCGGAGCGAGACGAAUCACCUGCAGCAGUCUGCGAGAGGGGAAACCAAAAGUCGGACUGACGUCUCAUCUACUGGCAUGACUGCUGGCAUGACACUAGCUACAGUGAUGCCUGGUAUGUUGGUCCAGAGAAAUGUUAAUGUUCAGCACUGUGCACAUGGGCCGGGACGCUGAUGUAGAAAUACUCAGAGAGGUGGUUUCAGUGGCUGGGUCAGGGUCCAAAGCUGGGAUGUGGGAGAUAAAUAAUGAUCUGCAAAAGUACUGUGGUAACGCUGAUUAGCAGUGACAUGAUAUGAUUCUUAGACUUGAAAGGGACAGUUCACCCCAGAAUCAAAAAUACGUAUAUUUCCUCUACCUGUAGUGCUAUUUAUAUAAGUCUAGAUUGCUUUGGUGUGAGUUGCAGAGUGUUGGAGAUACUGGCUGUAGAGAUGUCUGCCUUCUCCAAACUAGAUCAGGGGUCUUCACUAUUUACAGGCCAAGGACCCCUGUAACUGAAAGAGAGACAAAGCGGGGACCCCCUCAAACAUAAAUUGUAUAAAACUGAGUUGAUAAUUCUCUGGAUAUUUGGGGUCUUGUCUUGUUUGCACUUGCCUGUAGCUCCUAAAUAAGCAACAGUUGUAGCAUGGCAAGGUGCGUUAGCCUCCCCUCUGCACUUUCGCCGGUGGUUUCCGAGGUGGAUGGUAUGUCAGAGUCUCUUGCUUGAAAAGUUACAGAACAAUCCAUUGUUGCUCACAAGAAUGUACGUACACGUGGAAUAACAAUACAGCUAAUUGGCCAGUAUGAUUCAGUAGUAUGUAACUGUCAGCUAAGUAGUUUACCAUGCACAGGGAUUUAGCGUUAGCAAGCGCACAUGAUUGUACAGGGACUCAUGGGUAACAGUCAUCCUAUCAUAAACGUUUUGUGCUUUAAAUUAAAUGUCGAAGUGUGUUUGGGGUGGUCGAAUAUCUAGAAAGGCGCUAUACAAGUGCAGGUACAUUUACCAUUUAUUUUCAGUCAUAUUUAAAUUGUUGCUGGAAAAAAAAUGAAACUUAAAUUAUCAAACAGUAAUUUGGUGACCCUUACCCAAACAGUAACUCUGAGGACCCUUUAGGGGUCAUGGACUCCCUGUUAAAGACCCAGGCACUAGAUGGCAUAUUAAAUAAAUAGAAAUACAUUUGAAAAAACUCAAUAGCAACGUCUCUUUGCAGAAAUUAUGAUCUGGUUUCUCAAGAUAAUCAGCAGACUUUGUUGUGAGCACUUUGACGUAGGACCUGUUUCCUUUCCACUAACCAAACCUGCCAAACAUGUCAACGUUCAGAGAGACGCGCACAGUUGCAUAAGAGAUACGACAGGCCACAGUGCAUGCUAUUGUGCAUAUACUGUCUUGACACACAUAGAUACUUGACACUGGGAAACAUCAACAUACAUAUCACCCAGCAAUCAUCACCCAGGGCUACUGACUAUUUAAAAAAUAAUAAUAAAAAGAAAACAUUGAUGCAGACGGGUUUGCCCUUUCGUCAACAUGUAUAGCAAAUGACACUGUUUUCUUUAUAUCAUUUAUCUUUAAACACAGGUAUAUCUCCAAGAUAGCAUUCUGAAUCACUUGAGUGGGCCUUCUCUCUCUCUAUGGGCCCCUUCCUUCCACGGGCCCCAGUGCAAUCACACUGCUUUCACAGUCUAUAUUUAUGCCUCUUAGCACCACUGAGCUAGCUAACGUUACAGCUCAACCGAGGAGGACACCUUUAAUGCUUACAUCUCGCGCUGUAAGGAGUUUCUCGUCCAUGAGCAGAUGCAUGCUUCCUUCUGCCCAGGGAGAUGGUCUGCUGUUUUCAAAUGUAUUUUUUGGGGGCUUUGAGCACCACAAGCAGUGUCAUCUAGUUCCAUUAUACUAGAGAGAAGGCAGACAUCUCUGCAGCUGAUAUCUCCAACACUCAACAACUCACACCAAAACAGUCUAAAUUGAUUGAUAGCACUACAGGUCAGAGGAAAAAUAUGCCUUUUUGAUUUUGGGGUGAACUGUCCCUUUAAGUGAAUUGCCAAAUGUUUGCCCAUGACUGCUUUACAAAUGCAAAAUUGUGUCUUCAUUUCAUGUCAUAAAAUCAAUACCUAAAAGCUUUUUUGGCUGUUGAUCAGACUAAUUAAGCAUCAUUUCCAGUUAAAUUAAUGAUUGGCCUUAGUUUCUUUUUAACUUUUGCCAUUUAUGGACUAAAAAUCACAGUAAAAAUACUUGACAUGAUGGACUCAUAAACCUUACUGGAUUAAGUAAAAUAGACAAGAGUGAUUUCUGCUAAAUUGGUCAGCAAAGAUACCGUCUAAAUGAUUUCGUCAGCAUGGAGUCAAAGAGAAAAUGUUUUAAAAACUGCAUUUGGAAGCAGUAUGUGAGAAAAUGUGUGAACGGUCUUAAUUGUUAGUGUUUCAGUUGGAUGCAUCGUGCACCUCUGUUGUGACAGAAAUCUACUGUUAAACACUGCUGAUGUGUUUCCUGCUGUAUGUUGAUAUCUGCCAUGCAAUGGCUACAACACAACCUCAUUCACGAUAUAUUUCACUUGUGAAGCUGUGGAAUGCAGUCGUGAUGUGCUACGAGUCUACCGUGAGUGGACAAGUUCACUGCUGGCUGAUUGUUAAUGAAUAGUGCAAGACACUGACGUGCAUGGACU